Molecule: messenger RNA, 532 nt
Organism: Misgurnus anguillicaudatus (oriental weatherfish)
Lineage: Eukaryota; Metazoa; Chordata; Actinopteri; Cypriniformes; Cobitidae
Gene: coxfa4l3
Product: chromosome 15 C15orf48 homolog
Cellular component (GO): respiratory chain complex IV
Source: RefSeq, a predicted model, not a curated record
UAGGGUUGUGUGUGUACGUGCCAUCAAACGCGUGUCGCGUGUGUAUAUGAGCGCGCGCGCGGUCAGAAUGAUGCUGCAGUCACCAGUACGCGCAUCAUCAUUUCUAAACUCUUCAGGAAACUUCAGUCAGGUGCAAGAUGCGCGGAGGAUUUUUACAGCUACUCAUGAAAAAGAAGGAGUUGAUUCCUUUAAUUGGAUUUGUGGGAUGCGCUGCGCUCGGAGCGACGACGGCUUCGUUUUAUUUUCUAUUGACCAAAUCUGACGUCAUUUUAAAUAAGACGAGAAAUCCUGAGCCAUGGGAGAAACUGGAUCCAUCAAAACCACAGAAGCUUAUAACUAUAAACCAGCAGUGGAAACCAGUGGAAGAACUGGAAAUGGUGAAACGACUGACCAAAUGAUGAAUGAUUCAUCAGGAGUUCAUCUGUGUAAACAUCAUCAGCUGAUGUGUGAUUGUAUUUUUGUGCUUUUGUAUUUAUAGUGUCUGAGGAGGACACACCUGCUGUCUUAUGAAAUAAAGAUGUUAAAUACUGAA